Gekko japonicus is the source of this 2285-nucleotide messenger RNA. RefSeq names its product tyrosine kinase, non-receptor, 2 (gene TNK2). Gene Ontology annotation, biological process: regulation of keratinocyte differentiation; phosphorylation; negative regulation of epidermal growth factor receptor signaling pathway. The record is from RefSeq and is a predicted model, not a curated record. The annotation marks the transcript as partial. Gene Ontology annotation, cellular component: extrinsic component of cytoplasmic side of plasma membrane. The transcript is spliced from 7 exons. Gene Ontology annotation, molecular function: protein serine/threonine/tyrosine kinase activity; protein binding. Lineage: Eukaryota; Metazoa; Chordata; Lepidosauria; Squamata; Gekkonidae.
GCACAGCCCACGGACAUGCGGGCCCUGCAGGAUUUUGAAGAGCCGGAUAAGCUCCUCAUCCAGAUGAGCGACAUCAUCACCGUCAUCGAGGGCAGGGCCGAGAACUAUUGGUGGCGAGGCCAGAACAAGCGGACCUUGAAAGUGGGCCAGUUCCCACGCAACACGGUGACCUCGGUGGCGGGACUCUCGGCCCACGACAUCAGCCAGCCCCUGAAGAACAGCUUCAUCCACACGGGCCAUGGGGACACCAACCCCCACCAAUGCUGGGGCUUCCCCGAUAAGAUUGACGAGCUGUACCUCGGAAAUCCCAUGGACCCUCCAGACAUCCUAGGUGUGGACUUGAACGCGGCCAGGCCCACGCAGCUCCCAGGAAGGUCAAAAAAGCCCUCGUACGACCCCGUCAGCGAGGAGGACGACCCCCUUUCCUCCAGCCUCAAGCGCCUUUGCCUGAAGAAGCCGGGCCUGCGUCUCGCGAAGCCCUCCGCCCGCGUCUCGGGCACCAAGGUGACCGAGAGGCUGCUGCUGCUGCCGCGGCCCAAGGGGAGCGGCGCGACGGGUAACGAGGUGACGCUGAUCGACUUUGGAGAGGAGCCCGUCCCCACCACCCCCUCGCCCAUUGGGGAGCUCUGUGCCCCGUCGCUGGCCAAGCUGGCCAUGGAGGCUUUCUCCUUGCUGGACAAGACCCCCCCCCAGAGCCCCACGCGGGCCCUGCCCCGGCCCCUCCACCCGACCCCCAUCGUGGACUGGGACGCCCGGCCCCUCCCGCCGCCCCCCGCGUACGACGACGUGGCCCAGGACGAGGACGACUUUGAGGUCUGCUCCAUCAACAGCGCCGAAGGACUCGUGGGGCCGCCGAGCAGCCGCCCAGCCUGGGAGGAGAAGGGGGAGACCAACGGCGGUUUCCUCCCCGAGGGCGACCGCCCCGCUCUCCCUCCGGAGGACAACCUCUUCCUGCCGCCCAAGGAGGCCAAACAGCCCAGUCCCGCCCAAACCACCGAGCUCUUCCAGGAAUUGCAACAGGAGUGCAUGAAACGGCUCAACGUGCCCCUGGGGGCAGCCUCGGCGGCCUCGACGCCCAGCCCGGGGGAGGACAAGCCCCAGGUCCCCCCACGCGUGCCCAUUCUGCCCCGGCCUCUCCGUCGGAACGAGCACGGUCGCUGGUCCGGGGAAUUGUCACCGGCUUCCGGGGGAGAGGAGGGCCGCCCGCCCCAGAUCCCCCCUCGCGAUCCCCUGUCCCAGCCCGGCUCCCGGACGCCCAGCCCCAUGUCCCUCCCAGGCGGGUCCCCCCAAACGAGAGCCGGUCUGUGUUCUCCGCUCUCCCUGGGCUCGUAUCUGUCCACGUCUCCAGGAAAGCAGCCCAUGCCCACCACCCAGAGCUUCGCCCUGGACCCAAAGUACGCCACCCCCAAGGUCAUCCAAGCGCAAGGCAAGGAGAGCGCCAAGGGACCCUGCAUCCUGCCCAUCGUGAAGGACGGCCGGAAGGUCAGCAGCACCCACUACUACCUGCUCCCGGAGCACCCGCCUUACCUGGACAAGUACGAGAAGUUCUUCAAGGAGGCCAGGACCCCCGAGGAGAACCCACCGCCAGCCCGGGUGGUCACCACGGCGACCGUGCGGCCAAUGGUCCAGCAACAACCCGACUACAAGGCCAACUUCUCUUCCAACAACAGCAACGUCAUCGUCAGGGCUUCCUGCGGCCUCCAGAAGAUCAUCUACGAUGGUUCCGGUUCGGACAGCUUGAGACCCUCUGAGAAGAUACGGCUGGUCCAGGAGACGGUGCACGGCGUCACCACCGAGGAGUGUCAGACGGCCCUGCAGAACCACGGCUGGAACCUCCAAAAGGCCAUCCAGUACUUGAAGGUCGAGCAGCUCUUCUGCCUGGGCCUGAAGACGCGGCUGGAGUGCCACAAAGUCCUGGAGAUGUUCAACUGGAACUUGGAGCAGGCCAGCUCCCACCUGCUGGACCCCUACAGCGCCUUCUGAUUCAAGCGGUGACCAACGGCCGGACCCAGAAGCAGAGACGUUUGACCCGCUGUGGGUGCCCACAGGCAGGGAUCCCCCGAGGAACCACUUCCUGGCACACGGACCAAGAAGCAGCUCCGUGGCAGAGGACGACGGAGCAGAGGCGGACGAGGUCACCGCCAGGCCCGCCGGGCCCGAUCCUUGUGCGCUUCCCCCCACCGAAGACUGACUGUCCACACUCCUUCCUCCUGCAGACGCGGGGGGCUCAGAGUUCGCUUGUAUUUGGACCCCACCCCGCUUCCAACCGUUGUUGCUGUUGCUUG